This is a messenger RNA of Closterium sp. Yama58-4, 1236 nucleotides long. The record is from the annotation of a GenBank genome assembly. NCBI's taxonomy places the organism in Eukaryota, Viridiplantae, Streptophyta, Zygnematophyceae, Desmidiales, Closteriaceae.
AUGGGACGGGUCGUGCGCUCGCCGCAGCACUCCGCGACGAACUCAGCGGCUGCUGCGACAACCGGCGCAGCUAGUGCGAAAAACGCCACCGGAGUCGCCGCGAAGUCUCCCGCAGCGGCGGGAGGGUGUUCGGCGUCGUCGAUCGCAGGCUACACGUCGUCCGUCGCACUCUCCGGAUCCGAUCUCGUGCUCCACUGGGCCCAAGGCGCGGGCGGCGGCAGCCUUUCCCUCGCCAUGGAGGUUGGCGGCGCGGCGGCCGGCGGAUGGGUGGCGGUGGCGUGGUCGCCGGACGGCAAAAUGCCCGGCUCCGACGCCGUGAUUGGCGGGCUGCCGGGCGGCGCGGUGAAGGCGUACGCCAUUAACGGGUACAGCGAGGCGGACGUGCGCCCCACCACCCGAUUCUCCAUCGGCGCCGCCUCCUCCGCCAAUGGCGGCUCGCUCAUCAAGUUCACUCGGACAUCUGGCGACGGCGCAGUGCCGGUGAGCAUGAUAGGAAGCAACAACCUUAUCUGGGCCUUCUCCAGCGAUCAGACGCCAACUCUCGCCGACCACGGCGGCAACUUUGGAAAGGCGGUUGUGGACUUCAGCUGCACGGGGUCAACUGGGGGCGGCACUGGGGGCGGCACUGGCGGCGGCACUGGGGGCGGCACUGGGGGGGGCACUGGGGGGGGCACUGGCGGCGGCACUGGGGGGGGCACUGGCGGUGAUGGCAAUGGGGAUGGCGACGGUGGUGAUGGUGACUACGACGGAGAUGACAAUGGGGGUGGUGACUACAGUGAUGGAGGCGAUGACAAUUAUGGUGAUUACGACGAAGAAGACUAUGGUGGAGAUUACAGUGCAGAGGAUUACGCGGACUAUGGCACAGCUGGUUCUGGAGGGAGUGCUGCUGCUAGUACUUUGGCAUAUGGGAAAAUGGGCAAGCUGUGGGGCCGAUUCAAGCAGUGGUUGAGAGCAAGAAGGGCUGGUAAGGCUGGCAGCAGGUCAAAGCAGGCCCGCAGGGGAGCAAGAAAGCACGGAUUCACGGGUAAGGGGACUGCGCAGGCUGCUACUUCAGUCAGCAGGGUGAAUGGGAGCUUCACUGCUAGGUUGAAGGCGGUGGAGAAGGCACAUGCGAGGACGCAUAAGCAGCAGGUACAGCACAAGCCAUUUGCUGCAGGGCGAGCAGGAGGCAAUGCUGGGGGAAACGCUGCACCGGCAGGCGUGAUCAAAACCACGGUUGCAGAGCAAACACCGUGA